Clunio marinus is the source of this 210-nucleotide messenger RNA. NCBI's taxonomy places the organism in Eukaryota, Metazoa, Arthropoda, Insecta, Diptera, Chironomidae. The record is from the annotation of a GenBank genome assembly.
AUGUCUGUGGAAAAGCGAGAAAUUUCACUAACACAGUUGCAUCGAUGUUGCAUUCUAAAAGAACUAUUAAGCAAUGCCAAUCAUUUAUUAACAAAAGUUCCCAUUGAAUGUGUAAACAUGAAUACAAGCCAAUGGGGAUUUUUCCUAUUCCUGAACGAACCCCAACAGUGUAAAAAUGAUUCGGGAAGUGACUAUGCAUCUGUUUCCUGA